Molecule: messenger RNA, 2937 nt
Organism: Sphenostylis stenocarpa
Lineage: Eukaryota; Viridiplantae; Streptophyta; Magnoliopsida; Fabales; Fabaceae
Source: the annotation of a GenBank genome assembly
AUGGCGACAUUGUCGUUUUCAGUGGCAUCCGUGGUGGAAGAUGUGCUUCAGCAACACGGCACUCGUCUCAAAGAUCUUGAUUUGGAAUCUAGAAAAGCAGAAGAAGCUGCAUUCAGAAGGUAUGAAGCAGCAGGGUGGCUGAGGAAAAUGGUUGGAGUUGUUGCAGCUAAAGAUUUGCCAGCAGAGCCCUCCGAGGAAGAGUUUAGGCUUGGUUUGAGAAGUGGGAUCAUUCUCUGUAAUGUUCUUAAUAAGGUUCAACCUGGGGCUGUACCUAAGGUUGUGGAGAGUCCUGUUGCUUCUGCACUACUCCCUGAUGGAGCACCCUUAUCGGCAUAUCAGUAUUUUGAAAACGUGAGGAACUUUGUGGUGGCUGUACAGGAAAUUGGAAUUCCGACCUUUGAGACAUCUGAUCUUGAACAAGGAGGAAAAACAGCCAGGAUUGUGAACAGCGUCUUAGCCCUUAAGUCCUACAGUGAAUGGAAACAGACUGGGAGUAAUGGUGUGUGGAAAUUUGGGGGAACUGUCAAACCCACCAUCUCCGCAAAAUCUUUUGUGAGAAAAAACUCUGAGCCAUUUACUAAUUCCUUGUCGAGGAACUCAUCCGUCAAUGAAAAAUCCGUGACUGCUCUUACAUCUGAUAUUGAGUCCAAUAAAAUGUCUGGGUCUCCUUCUUUGAGUAUGCUUGUUCGUGCAGUACUAUUAGAUAAGAAGCCCGAAGAAGUUCCAUUGUUAGUUGAGUCAGUCUUGAACAAGGUCGUAGAGGAGUUUGAGCAUCGCAUUGCGAGCCAGGGAGAACAGGCAAAAAUCUUAAGAGGUGCUGCGUCCCAAGGCAAUGGAUCCGUAUCAAAGUUUGUUAUGGGAGAUAAAAAGAUGGAAAACAAGAUACCUACAGUAACAAAGAAAGAAGGACUCCUCCAUAAAAACCGUGUUGACGAUGAAGAAUCGAAAAGGCAACUUCUGAAGCAGCAAGUGCUCUUUGAUCAGCAGCAAAGAGAUAUUCAAGCACUAAAGCAUACAAUUCACACCACAAAAGCAGGUAUGCAGUUCCUGCAAAUCAAGUUUCACGAGGAGUUCUCCAAUCUAGGCAAGCACGUUCAUGGCUUAGCUCAUGCUGCUUCUGGAUAUCAUAGAGUACUUGAAGAAAAUCGCAAACUAUACAAUCAAGUCCAGGAUCUUAAGGGAAGUAUUAGGGUGUACUGUCGAGUAAGACCCUUCCUAUCUGCACAACCAAUUUAUUCAAGCACAGUGGAUAAUAUAGAAGAUGGAACUAUCACAAUUGGUGUUCCUUCAAAGAAUGGGAAAGGGCGUAGAUCCUUCAACUUCAACAAAGUCUUUGGACCAGCUGCUUCGCAAGCGGAGGUCUUCUUUGAUAUGCAGCCACUCAUUAGGUCUGUUCUUGAUGGCUACAAUGUUUGCAUAUUUGCUUAUGGUCAAACAGGAUCAGGAAAAACUUACACAAUGACUGGACCGAAAGAGAUCACAGAGAAAAGUCAAGGAGUAAAUUACAGGGCCCUCAGUGAUUUGUUUCUUACAGCAGAUCAAAGAAGAGACACUUUUUGCUAUGAUGUUAAUUCUUAUCGAGGGCUCAGUGUACCAGAUGCAUGCUUAGUCCCAGUAUCAUCAACAAGAGAUGUCAUUGAACUAAUGAACCUUGGCCAAAGGAAUCGUGCAGUUGGGGCAACAGCCCUUAAUGACCGUAGUAGCCGAUCCCACAGUUGCUUGACUGUGCAUGUUCAAGGAAGAGAUUUGACAUCUGGAACUAUCCUACGUGGAUGCAUGCAUCUGGUUGACUUGGCUGGAAGUGAGAGAGUUGACAAAUCUGAGGCCACAGGAGACAGGUUGAAAGAGGCUCAGCAUAUUAACAAAUCUCUUUCAGCUUUAGGUGAUGUCAUUGCUUCCCUUGCGCAGAAAAACCAACAUGUCCCUUACAGAAAUAGCAAACUCACACAGCUACUCCAAGAUUCACUUGGAGGACAGGCCAAGACACUAAUGUUUGUUCACAUAAGUCCUGAGGUCGAUGCUAUUGGAGAAACAAUCAGCACCUUAAAGUUUGCAGAAAGGGUUGGCACUGUUGAACUUGGUGCUGCUCGAGUAAACAAGGACCGGACAGAUGUCAAAGAACUCAAAGAACAGAUAGCCAGCCUCAAGGCAGCAUUGGCACGAAAGGACAGCGAAUCUGAACAUUCUUUAUCUAGAAGCUCUGAAAAAUAUAGGACAAUGGCUAGUGAGCUAUCACCUUAUCAUGCAAACCAACGGGGUGUAGAUAUUGCGAGCGAUCCCCUAGGAUGCCGGCAACCAAUGGUUGAUGUUGGCAACAUAGAGCUUCACAGUAAUAACCCGUUGAGACAAAAAACUCAAAGCUAUGAUUUUGAUGAGAUGUCUACGAAUUCACCACCCUGGCCACCAGUGAAUAAUCCUGGACAAAACUUCCGGGAAGAUGACAAAGAAACUGGUUCUGGAGAGUGGGUUGAUAAAGUCAUGGUAAACAAGCAAGAUGCAAACAAAACUGACAACAUCUUAGGCUGUUGGGAAGCAGACAGUGGGAACUUAUCCGAGGUCUUUUAUCAGAAAUAUCUUCAAGAUUCUUCCAAAAUGUACUCUGAAAGAUCCUACAAUAUGUUCAUGGGGGGCAACCAAUGCAACAUUGCUGGUUCAGACGACAUGGAUGAUCUUGACGAUACAACCACGGAUUCCUCGGAACCUGACUUGCUUUGGCAAUUUAAUCAUUCCAAACUUACCAGCAUAGCCAAUGGUAAUGGAUCAAAGGCUAGGAGACCCGUCUCAAAGCCAUCAAAUAGCCCAGGAUUGAGCAAGAAUAACAUCCCUUCUUCUCUUGGUCCUUCACCUUCACGAAAACAACCAAACGGUGCCUUACAUCGAACAGGAAGACAUCCAGCUCCAGUUGACAUGAAACGUAAAACUGGUAGUAGAAAGUAA